GUCAAUUUAUUUGUUGUUUAAAAGUAGGUCAAGGAGCGCCCUCUAGUGUUUAACUGAGUUCUCCCACAGGAUCAAAUCAAAGUGACGUGAAUAUUUUUGUCACAUAACACCGCAGGCCCGCGAAGGACACACACACUUUCCGGGUGUUUAAAAUUAGAUGUGUGUCACCUAUCCACGCAGGUCGCUAGUUGUCCCUCGAAGAACAGCGAAACCCAGCCGGAGGGUCGAGUUCAGAGUUCAGGCUAAACAACCAGAGAAAUGGUGGUCUCGGUGAAAAACGACACCCGGCUGACCAGUUCUCAGAGCUUCCUCUGCGCUGGUUUCGCUGGUUUGUUCAGCAAAACCGUCACGUCUCCUCUGGAAGUGGUGAAGAUUAAACGUCAGGUGGGAACUUUUCACGGCAAAGGCGGUUUCCUGCAAACUUUUAUCGUCAUCUACCAGAAUGAGGGACUUCGAGGAUUUUGGAAAGGGAACAUGGUCUCCUGUCUCCGGCUGUUUCCAUAUACAGCAGUUCAUCUAACCACAUACAAGAAGAUCGUCCACCUUCACAUGGAUGAGCUGGGCUUCAUCUCCCAGUGGAGGGCCAUAUUAGCUGGCGGACUGGCUGGCGUCGCUGCUGCCCUGCUCACGUAUCCUCUGGAGGUGGCGGAGACCCGACUGAUCGUCCAGAACUGCAGACAGCGGACCUACAUCGGCGCAGCUCACACCAUCUCAAAGAUCUACAGGAACGAAGGCCUGCCUGCUCUCUACAGAGGAUUCUCCCUCACCGUUCUGGGUGCGGUUCCCUUUUCAGUCGGAUGCUACGUGGUUUACAUGAAUUUGGACAAGCUGUGGCAGGAGCCGUCGUUUCGCUUCACUCCUCUGCAGAACUUCAUUAACGGCUGCAUUGCAGCGGGAGUCGCUCAAACGCUCUCAUACCCCUUUGAAACCGUUAAACGGAAAAUGCAGGUGGGUAACAAGCAGCUUAACAAAUUUAAUUUGGUCUGUUUUUCCUCCAUUUUGUGUUAUUUUUAUAAAUUUGUUAAUGAAUAAUAUAAAUGACAAAUUCACAAAAUGAACCCUGCGAACAGGAAUGAUAGUUCCUGAGAAAAAUGUGUCUUCAGUGGGUUAAAGGAGAAGAAAGUUGUAUAAAUUCACAUAUGAAAAGGAAAACAUAAAACUCUGAUAUUGUUUUCAGUUUUCUGGAAACUGUGAUUUUGAUUAUUUGGAUCCACCUUUGAAAUUGCACAAUAUCAGAGUAAAUAAAAUAUUAAAUGUUAUGUUUUGUCA
Molecule: messenger RNA, 1269 nt
Organism: Poecilia latipinna (sailfin molly)
Lineage: Eukaryota; Metazoa; Chordata; Actinopteri; Cyprinodontiformes; Poeciliidae
Gene: slc25a43
Product: solute carrier family 25 member 43
Exons: 3
Coding region: 259-1032 (257 amino acids)
Biological process (GO): transmembrane transport
Source: RefSeq, a predicted model, not a curated record